Molecule: messenger RNA, 4580 nt
Organism: Penaeus indicus
Lineage: Eukaryota; Metazoa; Arthropoda; Malacostraca; Decapoda; Penaeidae
Exons: 6
Coding region: 985-3963 (992 amino acids)
Source: RefSeq, a predicted model, not a curated record
AGCAAUUAGCACUUCACCAAGUUAAACACCUGGAGGUCGAUAUAGGCUGCAAGCAACCCACUACCCAACUCACAAUGGCAUUCCUUAAUGCAGUCUAUUUUAGACUUACCAAGAUGAAUCCAAAUUGCUCUGGUCUCGGAAGAAUGUGUGCAAAAAUCUUGCCUGGUUUGCGAAGCAGUCAUAUUUUUUUCUUUUAAACUUUGUAGUUUCCCAAAUCAGUCAACAGAUUUAUAGAAAUAAAAAGUAAUCGCAUACAUUUGUUAGAUUGUUGAUAAAAUAUUUUGUGUGUAGGGAGACUGAAACAUCUGAUAAAACAAUAACAGAGCAAUAUCAAACUGAUAAGGCACCCAAAAAAAAAAAAAAAAAUAUGAUUACCUUAAAAUUUGGUAUUUCACUUAAGGUGUUAUUAAGCACAAAAUAUAUCCAUAUCAAGACUGUAGGUGCAGUUUUAAGACAUGGCAAAUUCUCCUCUUAUGAGAAUAUAUUUUUGAAUGCGGGAAAGCUACUAAAUUUUUUUUACCCCAUUUGACAUCUACUGUACAGGCCGUAAAGUAUGGUAUAUCCUCGUAGUGGUUUGUUUCAUUAGAGAUCUUAUUGUUUACCUUCAAACUGAUGUACUUUUGAUGUUAAUUGUCUGAAUGCACAUAGUUUGUGUAUUGCACAGUCAUUCAUAGGAAGUAGUGUGUUGCAAGCACUUGAGAAAAUACCAUAGUUUAUGAAAUGCUUUGUAUAUUGGAUAAUACCAUAAGAGGGAUAUGCGGCCGUGAUGAAAGGAACCUGAAGAAUAGAAGACAAAUCUUACUGUUUGAGAACUUAAUGAGUAAUCACUAAUUACAGUAUUGUAAUAUCAAUAUGAAAACGAUUUAAGAAACAUGAAAAUGCAUUGAUCUCUAAGUUUGUGCAGAAAAAGAAACAGAGAAGAACAAUUGAAAGAAGUUGAUAAAUGAUCUUAUGUAGUUCAAGAUAUUAAAGCAUCUAGAAAACAUGGGGAAACCUUUAGAUGAAGAAAGCACCAACUUUUUGCGUGUUACUGUUGUUUUGCUCAAAGGUGGGAAGAAGGUAUUGUAUAAGGUUUACAUAUGGGGAUGUGCUAAACCAUUGAAUACUCCCUUGAAAGAAUACCUUUUAUCCAAAGGCAUGACAAGUAAAAUGUACAAAACUCGCUUUCAUAGUACCCAGAGGGAAAUUAUUGAAGCUGAUCCUAGCGGAGCAUCUUAUGACAUUACAUUACUCUACCAGUGCAUCCGGACAGCAUGCAGUAAUCUUGCAGUGGAGGAUAGUGUAUGGACCAUUCCAAGUGAUACCCUGGAGUAUUUUAUUUAUCAGAUUAAAGAUCAGAGGAAUUCUCUUGCUCAUGGCACAACCACUGAUAUAGAUGUGCAAGAAAUGAUCAGCAAGAUUGAAGGUUUAAGACUCUUAUUUCUGAAGACAUUGCAGUUGGCAGGCAAAAGAUUCAACAAGGACCAUGAAGUUACCUAUGUAGAGAAUGACCUGAACAAAAUGAUCAACAGAAUCAGAGAUGAAUCUGAUCGAUUCACAAAGGCAUUAGCAGCUCAGAGAAAACAACUCAGAGAAAUUUUGGUUACUGAAGGUGGGAAAGAGCUGAGGGAACAUUAUAAUUUUUACACAGAAGUGGAUCCUAGUACGUUCUUAUGGAAAAAAAAGAAACCAAAAGUCACCUCAGUUUUCACGAAGCUUGAGUUGGUUCAGGAGUCUGCUGACAGUAUUAGAGAAGAACCAAGAUUAGAGAAUCUUUUAAAGAUAAAAAAGCAUGGAAAAAUUCCACGAGUUAUCCUUCUAGAAGGAGUAGCUGGUUCCGGAAAGAGCACUGUCACCUCAUUCCUUAUUGCUGAUUGGUGUUCAGAGGGUGGAAAGAUUAGUGGUCUUCAAGGUUUUGAGCUUUUGCUUCAUAUUCAGUGCCGCAAUCCCCAUGUUUCAAGUUUCUUGGGGCAAUUAUUGUUUCUUUUCCAGAAGACUUCCGGUCGAAUGAAAGAAGAUGACCUAAUAAGGUCAGUGCUAAUGUCAAAAGUGCUUUUUGUCAUUGAUGGUUUGGAUGAAGCAAAUAAUGCAUCACAGAAACUUAUCAGAGAGAUAUUGCAGAAGCACAUCAAAGAAAAGAAUCCUAACAUUAGAGUGUUAUGUACAACUAGACCACAGAGUGUAGAGCAAUUUCAUAGAUUGCUUCCUGAGGAAACUUCAGUAAUUCACUUGAAAAUUGUUGGUAUCCCUGUAGAAGAACAAUCUAAAUUCAUUGCCAGAUAUCAUGAACAGUUGAAACAUGGAGAAAACAGUCAACAGGAUAUCAAAGAACUUUUAAGUUAUAUUCAAUCCACAUCACAGAUUUCAGAACAUUUUCGGCUUCCACUCAACCUAGUGUUCUUGACAUACCUUUGGAUGUUCUCCAGAAAGUCAUUUGGUAAGUUAUAUUCAGCAACAAAUCUUUACAUGGAAAUUUUGCAGCUGACAAAGAAGAAGCUUAUAGUUCGGCUUCAGUCUCAUCUUCAUUACCUGGAUCCUGAGGAAAUUAGAAUUAAGUGUGAACAUUUUCUUGAAGUGAUGUAUCAGGAGAGUCUUCUGGCUUUGUGCCAAAAUUCAGUCCUCCUAAGUACUGUGGGCACUGAAGUCCUUAAGAAUAAAUGCAAAAGCUUAAGAUUGCCUUCAACUGAAGUUUUAUCAGGAUUUUUGACCCUCUCAAAGACUUGGACAGGAAAAAGUUAUAGAGAAGAGUUUUCCUUUCCACAUAAAGGACUACAAGAUUUUUAUGCAGCACAAGCAAUUAUUGCUUCAAUUACUCAAAAGGAAGACAAGGAUUUCUUGGAGAAUGUGAGAAGUGGAAUUGUAAAAGUUCUUGCAAAGAAUAACAUUUCAUCAAAAAUAUCAUCAGAAAUAGUGUCUGCAACAGAGAAUAUUUUAAUUGCAUCAUUGUCAAAACCAAAACACAUUCUGUCCAACUUGGAAGACCUUCACAGGAAUGAUCCUUCACCUCUACAGAUAAACAAUUAUCAGAAUGUUCUUUUUCAUUUGGUAGGACUGCUGAAAAAUGAUGGAGAAAAUACAUUGCAAAAGCAUGCUAAAGAAUUAGUUGAGUUGUUAAAUAAAUCUGGAGUGAAGGAUUCAGAGCAGUGGUUGGACAUUUUAGCAGAAGUAGACUGUGCCCCAGUAAUGAUGGAAGAAGUGGUUAAGUUCAUGCCCACACACAGAUGGAGUGUUCGAGAUGGACACCUGAAAAGUGCACUGAUGCUUUUUCCAAAGGUCCCAGUCAGACAAGUUGAUUUCUUAAUAGAGAAAAACCCAUAUUCUGUUCCCUACCUGAAAGAAAUGCUUGAGCAGGUUGCUUCUACCAAUUGUGAAAUCCAAUUGAACUUGCACUAUCACUGGCAGCACCCAGAAGCAGAUUCAUCAGAUGAGAUUCUUGAAUAUAUAAGUCAAUCACGAUGCAGAUUGAUCAAGUUCAUGGGUUCCUUGGAUGACCUUUCUAAGCUGAGUCCGCACAAGAAGUUGGAACAGGUUUAUAUUGCUUUUGGAAAAUCUUUUGCCAAGUCUGCAGGGGGCUCGCAGGAUGUCCUGAAGACUCUGAGGAACAUGGAUUACCUUUAUAUCAAUAUUUUAGCUGGUCUACCUGUCGAGAACCUCCCUGUUCUCCCUGAAACAAGAUUCCCAAUUGAUUUAUGGCUGACACAUGUGGAGGAUUCACAUGAAGAGUGGAUUAAGGCCGUUGCAUCCAAGUUUAAACUUCUCUCAACGCAAGUUUGGAGCAUCAGAUUUCCAAGAAGCAGCUUAACUGAAAAAGGCUGUGUUUAUUUGUUUGGAGCACUUAAAGACAUGAAUAUUGGCAAGGAUGGAGUGUGGGUCAGCUCUCCACAUAUAACAGCAGAAAGUGCCGAAAAACUCAAGCAAAUAUUUUUGAAAGUGGUAAAAACACCCUUCAGAAGGGUAGAUGAUGUGAGUAUAUGGUCUUUUUAGUUCUCAAGAUAUAUGUGAUAAAAAUGAUGAAUACAGGAAUUACUGUUUUUAUAUUCAUAUUUAAUAUUUAGAAAAAAUUGUUUUUCCUAAUAUUCUGUAUAUAAUUGAAAAUUAGUUCCUAAGAAAAUUAGCUACAUGUAAAUAUAUGUAGGUAUUGCCAAAGAUAAUUAUGAUCUAUGGGCCUCAUAUACAUUGUUUGUGAAAACAAUCAAACAAGUAAUCUCACAGUGGUUAAGUCACAAACAUUGAUUAAUUCUGGCAAUUCUGUUGUGCACAGUGGCAAAUAAGUAUAAGCAAAUGCUGCACAAAGAUAGUGUUUUUUUAAUAAUUAUAUAUGGCCCUAGACAUCAUUGUGUACUCAAACUUAGAAUAGAAAAAGUAGUGAUUGUUUUACAGAUUAUUUAGAUUUAUUUUUUAUAUAUCAAGCACUUGUUGAAUUGAAGCAAAAUAUAAUUUGUUUGAAAGAAGUUUGCAUUUGCACCAAACCCAAUUGUCCCAUAUAGCAUGUGGAACCAUCUGUAUGUAAUAAAAUUGACCAAAAAAUAUAGGGGUCAAAACAUUAAUCCAGGGAGGUUGGGUUGAAUAAGCAUAAGCAGAAAUACAUAUAGUUUUUUGUU